UAAUAGUAAUAGGCAUUCUCUCUUGCCACUGCCAUUCCUUCCCACAUAUCUUGUUCUGCUUCCCAACGUUCUUGAGGUCUCUCCAGGCAUUCUCUUGAAUUCUCGCUCUUUUCAUGAAGCAUUCUUUUUGUCUUUAGUCAUACCUAUCAUUCAAGAUGGAACACCCACGACCUGUCCUUCCUUCUCAGAGAUACUCGCCGGCAUCGGAUUAUGCGUAUGAAACAGACCACGAAGUAAUGCCCAUAACACGAACGCCCCUUGGCGAAUCCACGGGCAAUAUCCAGCCACAUAAUCUUGCUGCUCUAGCACUUUGUAAUCACUCCUUAUCACCACCUAUUCAUCCUAUACCAACACCACCUAUAGUCCCUACGCAGGCUCUUACCUCAAGUUAUGGGACAAGCCUUCGAGGCGGACGUUCUUUACACCGAGAUGUAUCAUUACGAGAAUCACCAAUGGGUUAUCCGAGGGGCAGCAAGAACCCCAUCUACGCGUACAAACAUUUCGCCGAUUAUCGUAAUAAAGUAAUGCAAAAGGAGCUCGAGAAGGAACAACCGAUAUGGCCUUUGUGGUUGGAGGAUGCCUUUCUCGAUGCUCUUCUCUUAAUUCCCCAGAUGGGCCGGAAGAAAUUCAGCUCAAAGACUAUUCUGUAUGGGCGUAAUAUGCUCAUCACAGAAUACUUAUGGAUCUACCAUUGGUUAUUACAUCCUCCACAGAACGGCGAGGUUAUCCCAAAUAGACAACAGAGGGAGAAGGGUCCGGAUGGGAAGCCUCAUCCUAUGUACCGAGGACGAAAGCAGGUAUCAAGCCACAUCCAAGUUUUGAAGGGUUUCUUCGCUACGUUGGUCACCUUCCACUUCAUCUUCCCAAGCAAGAGAGAUGCCAAGGAAGAAGACAGAAAGUUAAUAAGGGACGACGACGACACCGAAUCUUUCAAGAACAACAGGGUGUUAAUAUCCAUAGCCGAUGGGCGUUUACCUGACGAACGACCCAAUUAUGAGUAUUUCGCCCGCCUCUUAAGCGCCGACAACGAUGUCUUUUUACGUCCAAAACAGUGCUGGAUCUUCGUUUCAUCUUCCCAAGUUAGUCUCAAGGAGAAACACGUCAAGAUGGACGAUGGAACAACCAAGAAACAAGUCACGGGUUAUACAUCCAACGGCCAAUGGUUGGGAGAGUCUGACUACCCUCAUCUCAAGCUUAACGACGGCAAGGAGUAUAAGGACUUGCCUCGAAACGGUGAUCAACCAACUAUGCUUCUACAUGAAUACUCUAGAUCAAUUUCACAGAAGGAAUCCUCUUCCAUCAAGGAUAUCUCUAACAGAUGGGACGUUCAAUUCCCAGAGCUGAAGGAGAAGCUUCUUUCAGCACUGGACGACACGCAUCCUUCAGACGAGAGAUCAUCUCGCUGCGUUGUCGGUCCCUGCGACACAUUCCAGUUCGAAGUGACCCUAGACCUCCAUGCGACAUCCAAGUUCCCUGACGGUUCGGAGCUCAACGGCAUGGUCGAACUCUCAAUCAACCGCCCCGAGCUACACAACCACAAUUGGCGGUCCGUGACCUCCGUUGUAAAGCCUGAUGAGCUGCACAUCUCCGGGUCGGAGCCGGACUUCUGGGACCGGAGCAACCCAGUGGAAGUGAUUGUCUCCCACCGCGUCGGAUGCAACGGCGUUGGAAGAUGCGAUUGUGCAUCCCGCGGUAGCAGAGAUACGAUCGGUGUACCAUUCCCAGCUGCCAGCUGGGCUAAUACAUUUAUCAAGUUAGCCCCCUACGUCACUGCGGAGCGGGAGCGUAGGGCUCGUGAACAAGAGUCACGCAAGGGACAACGGCCUUCUCGCACAGACCGCGCGAUGAAGAAAGAUGAUGAUGCUGCGGGUAAGACAGGCAGCGCAAAAAUGCCGACGCCUAAAGAACUCUUGUCUCAGGUUGCCAUGUACCAAGAAAUUUGGUCUGCUCCCAACGACGGCACCACUGCCACUAGUGGUAGCGAAGGCAGCAAACGUGGAUGGACACGGCGCGCUGUCGUCCUUUGGACUUUCACCCCCGUACACGAGAACACAGAUGAUAAGGGAAAGACAGUGACCGUAGCCGCAGGCACAAACUGGAAAUUCCUAACCAAAGUCGACCCUACAUCCGAAUAUCACCAGCAACGCGCUUAUCAGACGGGCGCUCCCUCGAUCCCCCGUGACAGCGUCAUGUCCCCUAACCCCGGCUUCCAAGCCCACGUCCAUGCGGCCAUGCACGAGAAUCUAAGCGCGGCGUACGAUACGCCGCUCCCAGUGCCUUCUACGCUACCAGGACAAUCGCACAGGCAUCAUAGCCAGAGCCAGGGGCAUGGGCAAGGGCAUCACCAGCAGCAUGCGCAUAUACCACCUGGCCUAGAUCUACUAGAUGGGUUUGACAAUGGGCUAGUAACGCCACCGCCCACAGCUUCGUUGACGGGCGGGUACCCGCAUAGCUUCGACGAGAGCGGCAGCGCAGAUUCCGCCUUAAACCAUCAUCUCAGUUUCAUAUCCGACGGGACAAGCGGGGCUGGGUCGACAGAGAUACCGGCGCCUACAAAUCACAAUACCAACAGCACUACAGACCCGUUCCUCUCCGGUCUUGGGGUUCCCGUCUCGACCUAUGAGGACCCGACUGGAACAGACUGGGCUGCGCCACACGGGCCAGGGGGGCUAGGUCUCGAUGUAGGAGUGGGAGGAAUGAACGUCGGCGGCACAGCUUGGAACCCCGGAUACGGCGUCACCUGGGCCGACACCGCCGGCCUGACAAGCGCGACGACGAGUGCCAGCGGAGGAGAGGCGCUAUGGGCUACGGCUCCGAACAGCCUUUCCGGCCACGAGUCCCGCGAUAAUAGCCUUAGCGGCGCAAGCACCGGGCACUGGAGCGAGGAUAAGUACACUCACCACCCACAUCAACAAUCAUCGUCCGGUGUACCUCCGGACCCUUGGACAUGGCAGGGCGGUAACCACGCUGCCUGGGACGUGGAUACGCAGGACUUCUCGCUUAAUUUGGGGACUGGCAGUGGGACGGGGUUGACGCCCCUUAGGUCUGCUCAGCACUCUUAUCCGCAGCAACAUCACGGUGGUGCCCAGGUUGCGGGACGCAAGCGCUCGCGCGAAGAGAGUGUCGAUGCUGGGGACACGGUCUUCCCCGUUCACUCUAUGCGUAAGCUGUCGCAUCCGCAUCCGCAUCGCCAACGACAGGGUCACGUACAGCAAAAUGCGCCGACGGCGGUUAUGGACGAUGGACAAGGGUUUUUGUGAGGGGUUAUGGCUCUCGUUCUUACUGCUACUUCUACUACGGCCAUUUACAUCGCCGACUCCUUUUACUACUACAUCGGAUCUUCAUUACAAUACCUACACACAUUGGCGCCGGCCAUUUUGGAGUUUUAUACGGAUUAGGGUAUCGGUUCAUUUUUUUCACUCGUAUUUGUAUUUGUAUUAUAUAUCGGAGUUUCGUCAAGGGGCGUUGGCUGGAAUGGGUUUUGUUUAGGUUUCUUCCGGGCUUUGAUCAAGCUCCGCUGGCGGCUUGGGAUUUGGAAAAUUAGGUACGGGAUUUAAGGAACGCGGGCUCUUUUGGU
Annulohypoxylon maeteangense is the source of this 3577-nucleotide messenger RNA. RefSeq lists its product as uncharacterized. Bases 156 to 3260 code for a protein of 1034 amino acids. The transcript has 3 exons. Gene Ontology annotation, cellular component: transcription regulator complex. Gene Ontology annotation, biological process: regulation of transcription by RNA polymerase II. The record is from RefSeq and is a predicted model, not a curated record. Gene Ontology annotation, molecular function: RNA polymerase II cis-regulatory region sequence-specific DNA binding; DNA-binding transcription factor activity, RNA polymerase II-specific. Lineage: Eukaryota; Fungi; Ascomycota; Sordariomycetes; Xylariales; Hypoxylaceae.